Molecule: messenger RNA, 585 nt
Organism: Elgaria multicarinata webbii
Lineage: Eukaryota; Metazoa; Chordata; Lepidosauria; Squamata; Anguidae
Gene: TMEM212
Product: transmembrane protein 212
Exons: 3
Coding region: 1-585 (194 amino acids)
Source: RefSeq, a predicted model, not a curated record
AUGAACCCAGAGAACUUAUUCGUGGUCACUGGAAGAAUACUGAUUUCCUUUGGGAUUCUAAGCCUCAUUUCUGGAGUUAUUGCCUUCUUCCCUGUUUUUUCCUAUAAACCUUGGUUUGUUGGAUGGAGUGUUCACAUUGCUUCUCCCAUCUGGAAUGGAGCUUUGGCUAUUAUUGCAGGUGUAUUCAUUGUUCUGGCUGAAAAACAAUGGACCCAGAGAUACCUGUGGGAAGCUGGCUUCGCCUUUAGCAUCUUAAAUAUCAUCAGCUCUCCGGUUCAAGGUGCUGUGGCUUUGGCAUCCCUCCUUCUCGGCCCUUACUGCUACUACUCCUUUGCUGGGGUUUCAGGUUCGAACUAUCUCGGUUAUGCCGCCCUGUUUCCUUUUCCUUACGGCAAGUUCGCUGCUGCAUGCGAGGACCCGUCGCACUAUGAAUGGUACCACCUGGCUUUGCAGAUCCUAGACUUUUGCUCAAGCCUUGCCAUGCUCUGUGCAUCCUUAGCUACAGUGGUCAAACUCAUAGAAAGACUGUUCCGGUUCGGACACCUAAAUGUGAGUAUUAAUCAUUGUCGGGAAAGUAAUGUCUAG